UCUUUUCUCCCUCUCUCUCUUCCGCACGCGGCAGCGGCACCGCCAGGGAGCAAGGUGGCGGCCGGCCGGCCGGCGAGCUCCCCCUCCGCUUUCUCCCUUGCGGCGGCCCAGGACGGGCUCCUCCCGGCUUGUUGGUAGUGGUGGUGUAAUAGCAAAUUUCUCCUCCUGUCUCGUUUUCCCGUCUCGUCUCCUCCCGGCUUCGCCCUCCGCCUGCGCCGAUCUCCCGUGAGAGCAGGGGCGCUAUCGUCCUGCAUCCUCACCGCUUGGAGUUGAUUCCAUAUCUGGCAUAAGGCAAUACGGCAAUGGCCACAUCGUCAGCAUAUCCUCCACCUCCUCCAUAUUACCGAUUAUACAAGGAUUACGAAAAAGAUCCCUCAUCUGCACCUGAACCCCCACCGCCAGUUGAUGGACCAUACCAACUCUUUGGUGCUACCUACACAACAGAUGUUGUGCUGCCAAGCUUAGAGGAUCAAGGUGUUCGUCAGCUUUAUCCUAAGAGCCCAAAUAUCGAUUUCAAAAAGGAGCUAAGAACCCUGAACAGAGAGCUUCAACUCCACAUUCUGGAGCUAGCAGAUAUUUUAGUGGAGAGACCAUCUCAGUAUGCUCGUAGAGUAGAAGAUAUUUCGCUCAUUUUCAAGAACUUGCACCACCUUCUUAAUUCCCUACGGCCUCACCAAGCCAGAGCCACACUGAUUCACAUGCUUGAGAAUCAAAUACAGCGUCGCAAACAAGCAAUUGAAGAUAUAAAGCAGAGGAGAGAAGAGGCACAAAAGCUACUUGGGGAAUCGCUGCUUAUCUUAGAUGGAAACCAGCCGAGCUUGCCUGCUAUGUGAAGACGUUAUUUUUCUGUUUCUUAGCGUACCAAGUUGUCUCGCAUAAAAGACUGACAAGCUCUUUGAGGCGUUUGUUGACCAAUGCAUUUGGCAGUUCUCUGCAGAAGUAGGUUAGUAGCAGAGGGAGAUACUUCUGGCUUUGUGUAAACGGAUUAUUUAUUAGUAUCUGCUUCUAUGUUGUGAUUUGUAAAUCGUUAAUCAUUAAACCUAUUCUUAAGCUGGCAAAGCUUCAACGAUCUCCUGUAACUUCAACCAAGAGCAACUUAUUAUGUUGAAAACAAGGAGCAGCGAUAAGAAAUGCUGUUUGAUAACGUUUAGAAUCUACAUGUUUAA
Molecule: messenger RNA, 1166 nt
Organism: Oryza brachyantha (malo sina)
Lineage: Eukaryota; Viridiplantae; Streptophyta; Magnoliopsida; Poales; Poaceae
Product: mediator of RNA polymerase II transcription subunit 7a-like
Exons: 6
Coding region: 303-833 (176 amino acids)
Biological process (GO): regulation of transcription by RNA polymerase II
Cellular component (GO): core mediator complex; mediator complex
Molecular function (GO): transcription coregulator activity
Source: RefSeq, a predicted model, not a curated record